AUGCCAUUCAUUGGUCGUGAUUGGCGUGCUCCCGGAGAGACAUGGGUCCGAACUCCACACACGAAUGGAUGGGAACAGACUAAGCUGAGACCAGUGCAGAUCUCAUCAGAGCCGAUCUUCAUCCCUCAAGUGUCUUCUAGUCCAACUCUUAUGUCCAGUUCAUCUCCAAAAUUCAUCCUUGAUUCGGGUUCUUCUGCAUCUUCAAUUCCAAAAUUCAGUCUCUACGAUUCUGAACAGAAUAGUUCAUGCGGGUCUUUGCCAAGAUGUAAUUCUUCAUCAAGCAGUGCCGAAGAUUCUGAUUCUGCGAAUGACAAAGAUUGGAUUCCACACUGUUUCGUCAAGAGCACUUCCAAAGAGUUCAUUGGAUGCACGAGUAUGUCGGAGGCAUUCCAUCGACUCGACUUGGCAAGAGCUGUCAAUGAUGUUAGACGGUUCAAUUUUAUUUGCAAGGUAGUCCAAAUUCUUGUCGAAGAAAAGCUCCCAAACCUCUCCGCAACUGCUCGUAAAUCUCUUUUGGGUAUUCUUACUGCCAUUUGUUUCCGAUCAUCGAAUGAAGAUGUCAACGUGUCAACUGCUAAAGAUCUAGUCAAAAAUUUUGGUAACGGGUUAGAUAAUGUCAACGUGUGUGGUUCACCUCAAUUAGUAUCUCGUCAUCAUCAAACUGCCUCAUCACUUCUUGAUCUCAUUUCGGAGAAGAAUAUACGCACAGCUGCUGACGCCGAUGAUGAGGCGGCUUUGACUUUCUUUGAUCUACCUAGAGAGGUAGUCCUAAUGGUUCUCCGCCGCCUCCCAGAUCAUCAAUCAAUUCUUGAGACCGCCCAAGUUCAUGAAGCUCUCCAAGAUCUCAUUGACGGAGAAGAUAAAAUCUGGAAAUCACUUUGCACUUUCCACUUCCAAGAAUAUCAAAUCAUCAAACAAAAAACCUCAGGAAAAUCGUGGCGUCAAGCCUUUUUCGACCUCAAAAAAUACCACGGAUGUCGUGAGCUUUAUGCUGAUCUCAUUCACAUUUGCUGCCAUUGUAAAGCUCUUUUCUGGAAAAGUCUCGGACAUCCAUGUGUCCGUGAGACAACUGCUCCAUCAGUUCGUGUCACUCCAAGACAAUUUGUCGAUAUGUUGAUUUAUUUGUAA
Messenger RNA from Caenorhabditis remanei, 1128 nucleotides. RefSeq lists its product as uncharacterized. Gene Ontology annotation, cellular component: cytoplasm; nucleus; SCF ubiquitin ligase complex. The coding region runs from base 1 to 1128 and encodes 375 amino acids. Gene Ontology annotation, biological process: protein ubiquitination. Gene Ontology annotation, molecular function: protein binding. The transcript is spliced from 6 exons. The record is from RefSeq and is a predicted model, not a curated record. NCBI's taxonomy places the organism in Eukaryota, Metazoa, Nematoda, Chromadorea, Rhabditida, Rhabditidae.